AAUGCCAAAAUCACCUUUAUCAAAAUAUUUUGUUGUUCUAAUUGGUCGUACAUCAGGAAUAUAUUAUUCCUGGAAAGAAUGUAAAGAACAAGUGAACAACAUUUCAAAUUCUAGUUAUAAAAAAUUUUUUACAUUAGAAGACGCGUAUAAAUGUUUUGAAGAUCAUCAGAAUAAGAUUAAAGAAAAAGAAGAUUUAAUUAAUUCUCUUGAUAAGAUUGUUAUAUAUACUGAUAGAAGUUGCAUCAAUAAUAAUAGAGGUAUUCAUGCUAGAAUUGGAAUUUAUUAUAAAGAUGGAUCAAAAGAAAUUACUGAACCAUUACCUGGAAAUAUACGAACUAAUAAUAGAGCAGAAUUAUUUGCUAUAAUUAGAUCAAUUGAAACUUGUGAAAAUCAAGAAAAAAUCUUAGAAAUAAGAACUGAUAGUAGAUAUGUUGUUAACGCAUGUGAAUCAUGGAUUUUGAAAUGGAAAAUAAAUAAUUGGAAAACUGUAAGGGGUGAAGAUGUAAAAAAUAGAGAUUUAUUUGAAAAGUUUGAUAAAUUA
Molecule: messenger RNA, 541 nt
Organism: Scutellospora calospora
Lineage: Eukaryota; Fungi; Glomeromycota; Glomeromycetes; Diversisporales; Gigasporaceae
Source: the annotation of a GenBank genome assembly